Molecule: messenger RNA, 3012 nt
Organism: Truncatella angustata
Lineage: Eukaryota; Fungi; Ascomycota; Sordariomycetes; Amphisphaeriales; Sporocadaceae
Exons: 1
Coding region: 1-3012 (1003 amino acids)
Cellular component (GO): kinesin complex
Molecular function (GO): ADP binding; protein binding
Source: RefSeq, a predicted model, not a curated record
AUGCGCCUUCUGAAGGCUGAAGCUGAUGGCCGUGUCGUCUUGAUAGAAUGUUUUCCGCCAAACAUACCCAAAUAUGCUAUCCUGUCCCACACGUGGGGCCCCCCCGACCAAGAGGUCACCUUCCAAGACAUCAGCGAUGGUACAGCGGCGAGCAAGAAGGAAUAUCGGAAGAUCAAGUUCUGUCAGAAGCAAACCGCCGCUGACGACUUGCAGUACUUCUGGAUAGAUACGUGCUGCAUUGACAAGACGAGCUCAGCGGAGUUGACCGAAGCGAUCAACUCCAUGUUCCAAUGGUAUAGAGAAGCGCAACAUUGUUACGUGUACUUGUCAGAUGUUUCAGCUGUAACCGACGACGGUAGGCAGCCCGAUCCUGCUUUACGGCUCUGGGAUACUCAGUUCCGCCAGAGUAACUGGUUUAAGCGCGGGUGGACGCUUCAGGAACUUCUUGCCCCUGGAUCGGUCAAGUUCUUCUCUGUACAAGGCGACAUUCUAGGGAACAGGAUGUCUUUGAAGAAUGUUAUCCAUACUGUGACUAAUAUUGAGGUGUCUGCACUUGAUGGCCGUCCGCUCUACGACUUCCCCGUGCACAAGAGACUGCAAUGGUCGAGCAGUCGCACGACUAUGAAAGAAGAAGAUGCGGCUUACUGCCUGCUUGGGAUCUUUGGCGUCUACCUUCCACUCAUCUACGGAGAAGGGAAGACAAGUGCGAUGAACCGAAUGCUAAAGGUGGUUGAAGAGAAAUUCGGACCCUCUAAUGACCUAUCUCCAACUCAGUCAUCCAACUUGUCAUUUGUAGCUCCGAUGUCAAUAGAAGAAGCUCAUAUACUAGUUCCAUUCGGACGAAACGACGAGUUUGUUGGUAGGGAGUCCGUUCUGCGAGAACUGGUUGUCAAGAUUCUGCCAAGUGGGAACAACAAGAACUGCCAACGGACGGUGCUCGAGGGACUUGGUGGCGUCGGAAAGACACAGAUCGCACUCGAAGCUGCAUACCGCGUUUUCGAACAGAGCCCGAACUGCUCUAUCUUCUGGGUCCCUGCUCUUUCGCUAGUGAUGUUCGAGAAUGCUUACAGAGAUAUUGGCGAAGCGCUGGGAACGCCUGGUAUGGAUGACGACAAUGCAGACAUUAAAGAACUAGUCAAGACUACGCUGGAAAGGAGCAAAGGAGAUUGGCUCUUGAUAAUCGAUAAUAUUGAUGAUAUUGGUUUGCUAACUAGAGACAAGGGUUUAAAGAGCUGCCUACCAUUCAAUCGGAAGGGGUCGAUACUCUUCACUACGCGCAAUCACGAAGUCGCUGUGCGACUUAACAUUUCCAAAAAACACACAUUCGUGGUUGAAAAGAUGAGUGAAGCGGAAGCUGUACAAUUGCUUCAGAACGAACUCAAGGAACGACAGUAUCGAGACACCCAGGCCACAAAAGACCUCGUUCAGCAUUUAGUGUUUCUACCUCUCGCGGUCAAGCAGGCAUCUGCCUAUAUGGCACGAACACGCAUCACGACAGCUGUAUAUCACAAGCUUUGUCGUGGAUCUGAUAACGCCCAGAUCAAGCUUCUCAAUACCGGGUUUGAGGAGCUACAACGAUACUCUGAUAACACAAACCCGAUCACCCUGACGUGGUUAAUCUCAUUUCAACAUUUAGCAGAGUCGUACCUACUGGCGAUAGAGUAUCUCAAGUUCGUAUGUCUACUAGCGGAGAAAGAUAUUCCAAUGUCUUUGCUACCGAUUGGCAAGGACGAGGAAGCACUUCCGGAAGCUAUUGGAAUCCUGGAAGGAUAUGCUUUUGUCUCGAUACAUGAGCAAGGCGACUCGUUUGAUAUGCACCGAUUGGUGCGACUAGUAACACGUAAUUGGAUUAAGAACGACUGGGAAGCAUAUUACGCAAAAGUGGUACAUCAGCUUGCUAAAGUGUACCCAGUUCCGAAGCAUGAUAAUCGACAAUUGUGGACAAGGUACAUGCCCCACGCUCAAGUGGCUAUCGAACUACAUCGCGAAUGCAUAGAUAAAAAAGCGGCAGCAGAUCUUCUUUUUGUUGUUGCAGAUAGCUACAAUGAACUUGGGAGGUAUAAAGAAGCAGAGCAGAUGCAUCGACAGACACUGGAGCUGACCAAGUCGGUGCUCGGUGGUGAGCAUCCGUCAACACUUAACAGCAUGAACAACCUGGCUCUUGUAUUUAACAGUCUAGGGAGGUAUAAAGAGGCAGAGCAGAUGCAUCGACAGACACUGGAGCUGACAAAGUCAGUGCUCGGUCUUGAGCAUCCGUCGACACUUGACAGCAUGAACAACCUGGCAAGUGUGCUUGGCAGCCUAGGGAGGUAUGAAGAGGCAGAGCAGAUGCAUCGACAAACACUGGAGCUGACCAAGUCGGUGCUCGGUGGUGAGCAUCCGUCGACACUUGACAGCAUGAACAACCUGGCAAGUGUGCUUGACAGCCUAGGGAGGUAUGAAGAAGCAGAGCAGAUGCAUCGACAGACACUGGAGCUGACCAAGUCGGUGCUCGGUGGUGAGCAUCCGUCGACACUUGACAGCAUGAACAACCUGGCAAGUGUGCUUGACAGCCUAGGGAGGUAUGAAGAGGCAGAGCAGAUGCAUCGACAGACACUGGAGCUGACCAAGUCGGUGCUCGGUGGUGAGCAUCCGUCGACACUUGACAGCAUGAACAACCUGGCAAGUGUGCUUGACAGCCUAGGGAGGUAUGAAGAAGCAGAGCAGAUGCAUCGACAGACACUGGAGCUGAACAAGUCGGUGCUCGGUGGUGAGCAUCCGUCGACACUAUCUAGCAUGAACAACCUGGCAAGUGUGCUUGGCAGCCUAGGGAGGUAUGAAGAAGCAGAGCAGAUGCAUCGACAGACACUGGAGCUGAAGAAGUCGGUGCUGGGUCCUGGCCACCCUUCCACCAUACGCAGCCGGAACAAUCUACAGAAUCUUCUAGACUCUAUUCAUGUUGGAGGUGAUGAUGAUCAGUCAACAAGUCCUAGCGAGUCGGAAGACGAAGGCGAAGGUGGUACGACCUUGUAA